UGAUGUAUACGUGUAUAGUCGAGUCUAGUCAGCCACGUGGUAGGUACAGGUACGGUGGGCUGUACACAGUAGAUCUACAGGUGGGUGGAUCAGGUUAAAGGUGUCCAACUACACAAAAGGAGGCUGAGAGAUGAGUGUCAACAGUGAUGAGGUCAACUUCCUAGUGUAUCGAUACCUGCUCGAGUCAGGCUUUACACACAGUGCAUUCACCUUCGCACUAGAGAGCCAUAUUCAUCAGAGUAGCAUCAAUGGUAGCAGUGUACCUCCAGGGGCCCUAAUAUCAGUCCUACAGAAAGGCCUCCAAUACAUAGAGGCAGAGACUAGCCUAUCGGAGGAUGGCGGUGUGCUGGAUGGCAAGAGUGGACUGUCUCUGGUGGAUGCAGUAGUACACAGUAGCAGUAGCCUAGUUACCAGAGCCUCACAGACCAGACUGGAUGACCAGCAGCACGGGGGAAAGUUGACUGGAGACUCUAAAGUGGUAGAUCCCACCAAGGUGACCGUCUUGCGUGGCCACUCAUCAGAAGUGUUCACUUGUGCCUGGAGUCCAGUGGCCAACAUCAUCGUAUCAGGGUCAGGUGACUCUACUGCACGGCUAUGGCGUCUCCAUGACGAUGCUGUACAUGACCCCCCUAUGGUCCUCCCACACGAACCAGUGGGUGCAGUGGGCACAGAGGUCAACAGAGACGUCACCACUGUACAUUGGAAUUGUGAAGGCAGUCUGUUAGCCACUGGUUCUUAUGAUGGAGUGGCUAGACUAUGGAGUCCUGAUGGAUCUCUGAGGGCAUCACUCAUACAUCACUCAGGACCCAUCUUUGCUCUCAAGUGGAACCCUCGUGGGACUUAUAUAGUAACCGGUGGUGUGGACAAGACUGCUAUUGUGUGGGAUGUGGGGAGUGGGGAGGUCAGACAACAGUUCUCCUUCCAUCGUGCUCCUACUCUAGAUGUGGACUGGCAGAAUAACAACACAUUUGCUUCUUGUUCCACUGACAAACUCAUCCAUGUGUGUAGAGUUGGCAAUGACAAGCCAAUCAGGACAUUGCAGGGACACAAGAGUGGAGUGAAUGCAGUUCGUUGGGACCCCUCGGGUAGUCUCUUAGCCUCAUGCUCUGAUGAUCACACAGCUAAAGUGUGGUCUUUGAAACAAGACUCGUGGAUACAUGAUCUUAAAGAGCACUCUGGAGAUAUCUACACUCUCCAAUGGAGUCCCACUGGCCCUGGGUCUCCUAACCCUUCAACAACUCCACUACUAGCCACAGCCUCCUUUGACUCCACUAUUCGUCUGUGGGAGAUGGAGAGAGGAACUUGUCUACACACACUACGCAAGCACAUGGACCCGGUUUAUUCUGUAGCCUUUAGUCCUGAUGGCAAGUUGCUGGCUAGUGGAUCAUUUGACAAGUAUGUGUAUAUCUGGUCCACUCUGGAUGGUUCUGUGGUGAGACAAUACAAGUCCUCCAGUGGUAUAUUCGAGGUGUGUUGGAGUCGUGAUGGAGGGAAACUGGCAGCUUGCUUCUCCAACAAUACAGUGUGUGUGUUGGACCUGAGGGGACUCUAAACAACUCUCUAGUGACAUAUUAACUCUAAUAUCACUGUAUAUAAUUAUACGAUCAUAUUUGGAUAUAAUGUUCAUAAUUCUUGCUCUUCAAU
Messenger RNA from Halichondria panicea, 1644 nucleotides. RefSeq names its product F-box-like/WD repeat-containing protein TBL1X. The coding region runs from base 131 to 1552 and encodes 473 amino acids. Lineage: Eukaryota; Metazoa; Porifera; Demospongiae; Suberitida; Halichondriidae. The transcript is spliced from 9 exons. Gene Ontology annotation, cellular component: histone deacetylase complex. The record is from RefSeq and is a predicted model, not a curated record. Gene Ontology annotation, biological process: regulation of transcription by RNA polymerase II. Gene Ontology annotation, molecular function: transcription corepressor activity; protein binding.